GGUUCAAGCGAGGAUCGAGGAAAUGACAAAUAAUAGACUUAGGAUGUACCCUUCGUGUACUUUCCACCUUUACUAUUCUGCUACGCUAGUCAGCAUGUGCAGCCUUGGAUAUUCAGCCUAAUUGACAACGUUUAUUCUCAGAUAAUUCACAUUGUAAUAUUUCCACCUUCAGCAGCAGCAUGAGCACGUUAUGGAUGGGGAACCUGGAGGCCUACAUGGAUGAGAAGUUUGUCACCAGAUCCUUUUCCACCAUGGGGGAGCAGGUGAUUAAUGUGCGGAUCAUACGCAACAAGAUGACCGGUUUGUCAUCACCCAGGGGGGCUCUGGGCUACUGUUUUGUCGAGAUGACAGAUGAGGCCACAGCAGAGAGAUGUCUCCGCAAAAUCAACGGCAAAGCCUUACCAGGAGCCAAUCCGCCCACAAGAUUCAAAUUAAACCGAGCCACCUUUGGGAAACAAGAAAGUGGUCAGAUGUAUUCUCUGUUCGUGGGAGAUCUCACGCCAGAGGUGGAUGAUGGGAUGCUUUACGAGUUCUUUUACAACCGGUACCCUUCCUGUCGAGGUGGAAAAGUGGUGCUGGACAGCAUGGGCAACUCCAAGGGCUGUGGCUUUGUUCAGUUCCCAGACGAGCGGCUGCAGAAGCGGGCUCUAGAGGACUGUCAGGGUGCUGUGGGACUGGGUAGUAAACCUCUGAGACUGAGCCUGGCUGCUAACAAUUUAAGGAACAGGCAGCAGCAGCAACCGUCAGAGCACAGAUCAUGGCAGUCCGGCUCAGGAUACAAGCCCAACUAUGACCAGUACAACCAGUACCAGCAGCAGGCCUAUCCGGGGUACUACCCCUCCUGGGGCUACGAUCAGACUGGAGGAGGGUACGGCUACAACUACCAGCAGUAUGAUUACACGCAGUACCCCCCACCACAGGAGAGUGAGGCCGUUGAGGAUGACGGACUUGAAGAUCCCAGUCCAGAGCUGGAUGUGGUGGAGGCCAACAGGAAGUUCAUGGAGCUCAGUGAAGAACUGUAUGACGCUCUGAUCGAGUGUCACUGGCAGCCAGCUGAGCUGUCCACAGAGCAGGACGAUGAGACGUCCAGCCUUCCAGAGCCCAUCUACUGCUGACUCUGCAGCUUUAAGGACAGAUGUCUGCGAGCAGCUUGGAUCCUUGAAGGACAUGAAGGACAGAAGUCACGCUAAGGGUUCUACAACAAAACAUGUUUCUGACGUUUUUAUGGAUCCACGGAACACACUGAGUAGAUAACGUGUUAAUAGUGUCAAGUCUCAAAAUGUUAUGACAGACACAAAACAUGGAAUGUAAAAUGAAACGAUUAAAAGCUAAGAUGGCAUGGAUAAAGUAAAGCAAAAAGAAAUCUUGAUACCAUUACACAAAGUGAUAUCUUCCAGGUUUGUGUCGGCGUUAAAAUGGAUAAACUGAGAUAUUGGCUACAGGUACAAUACACAUUAUGAUGUGCUCCCAUUAAAGCUGUAUGCAGAGAUCCUAUGUAAUUACAGCACUAUUACUAUUACUCCACUAUUCUGAGGACACAUGUUGGUAGAACAAUGAAAGGGUCAGUCUGUUGCUUUAGGUCAUUCAUUCGAUUUUCCAGAGUUGAUCCAUGGCUCUUUUCAUACUGACGUGUUUAAUCAGGCUUUAAUAUAAAUAGCUCCUACUGUUAGUCAUCUUCAUCACCAUAUAUAUGAUUAGAAGAACAUCAGUUAAAUAUCUGUUUUGUGUACUUAACAGUUUGAUCUGCAGCUAACGAACUAAAAAUAACAGAAAUCAUUCCAACCUGUUGGUGACUUAUUAAUUUAACAUGUUUACAACAUAUAUACGUAACACGAUAGGAAUGGUACAAAAGGCUUUUCAAUAUAAUACAUAGUACAUUGGUUCAGUGCUGAACACAGAAGUUGUCUGUCAGAUUAAUGAAGCCAGAAAUAUACAACUUCUAAAGUUGUAUGAGUUAUCUCCAUGGUGCCAGCCCAUCAUCGGCACAGCCAUUUAGAUGAAUGCCAGUUUUGUUUUCAUCUAUACUCACAUUGCCUCUAUGAAGAAUUACAGGGCAGUCAUUUGAACAUGUGUGGAGAAAAGCUUGUUCCUCUUUGAUCAAAUGAUCUUGAAUAAAAGGAGCUGAAACAGCACAAACUAAAUGUGCUACUCGAAUCAAUGCAGGUCUUUGAAACCAAAGGUGAUUUGAACAUGUUAGAGGUGUCACUAGGCUGGUUUCCAGCUCUCCAUAAUUCACUUUUCACAAGUAGCACACGCUUCCAUUUUAAUUGAGUACUUGAGUAACAGUGUUCAUCUACAUGGAAUGUGUUUAGUCUACAUACAGUAAGUCACAUUUCUGAGGUUUCUGAGAUGGCUAGUUAAACUUCUCAUUUACCAGGAGGAGUUUUUAUCACUCCGAACAUUCUGUCACUUUGUCUUUUCCUGGAAAUGUGCUCGAGGGUCCUGAUGCUGUUCAGCGGAGUUUCCAGCAGGUGGUGCUGCUGCAGCCAUCACAGCUACUGUCAAUAGGCCAGUGUGUGUAUGAGCACAUACAGGUGUUCAAUGUGAUGGAUGAUUUGCACAAUGAAAUAUAAACUGAAAGCAAAUGCUGUGUGGAAUGUGGGAAACCAAAAACUAGUCUAAAAUAAACCUGAGACUGCUCACAGAGUUGGAGGUUGAAUCCAUA
This is a messenger RNA of Anarrhichthys ocellatus (wolf-eel), 2665 nucleotides long. RefSeq names its product tRNA selenocysteine 1-associated protein 1. Gene Ontology annotation, molecular function: tRNA binding. Gene Ontology annotation, cellular component: nucleus. Lineage: Eukaryota; Metazoa; Chordata; Actinopteri; Perciformes; Anarhichadidae. Bases 180 to 1115 code for a protein of 311 amino acids. The transcript has 9 exons. Gene Ontology annotation, biological process: selenocysteine incorporation. The record is from RefSeq and is a predicted model, not a curated record.